GUUUGCUUUUCCAUCGUUAUGCAACCAUCGCCCUCAGGACACCAAUGUCUUGCUCACAUAACAUACAAAGUUGUAUUCAUCUUCUUAGAUGGACGCUGCCAAGGAGAUGCCAAUUUAGCUCAAUGGCCCCAUCGUGGGUCGCCUUCUAAGUACGGGGUAAAGUGGGGAUUUCGUGGGCGGGAUAACUUAGUCCAUCAUUUCAGUGAUAGACAUCCCAACGACAUGUUACCCCCCCUCAUCUUCCUAUUUUUGCUCAUUAAGUAAUGGAGAGGAUCAUCGUCUUAAAUUUCAAAUUUUGAAAGAUGGUUCCUCGGCCAGUGCUAUCCACCUCCCUCGCCAGUGUAAGGCGGGCCAGCUCAACCACUAAAGCUGCUGUCAAGAAAGAAGGAAGCAUUGCUGAUGCCUUCAACUCCCUAUCUGGGGGUAAUAAAAAGGACCUUCCGCCUCGCUUCUUACACCUAAAGCAGCAGAUAGUCCAUGGCCGCGAGGAUCGCAUCGUUUCUAGUUGGCACCGCUUGUUAGAAGACUUGCGAGCUGAAUGCGACCUCAUCGCCCGCAAAGGUCCAAAAAUCAUACCUGAAGUCGACUUCCAAGAUCUUGAAAGUGACCUACCCGCUAUUAGUGCCGAGCUCAAAAAGCGCGGCACGGUGGUAAUUCAUAAUGUCAUACCAGAAGCGGAAGCCCGCCAAUAUAAAGAGGAUGUCGAGACAUACAUUAGGGUUAAUCCAAACACUCGUAAUUUUGAGGGCCAAAUAUUCGAGUUAUACUGGUCUUUUCCUCAGUUAAAGGCCCGUGUACAUCCAAACAUGUUGUCGGCACAGUCAUCUCUCAUGAAACUUUGGACCAAGUCAAACCCAGGCUCGCCAAUUUCUACAUCACAGCCAUUAAUGUACGCCGAUAGAUUGCGUAUCAGACAACCGGGAGACGCCAAGUUCGCACUUGGCCCCCAUCAAGACGGUGGCAGUGUAGAGCGCUGGGAACCAGAGGGUUGCGGUGGUGUGUAUGGCGAGAUCUUAAAGGGGAAUUGGGAGAAAUAUGAUCCUUGGGAUGUUAGUGCUCGAGUUGAUGCCAAUAGCAACCUGUACGACGGUUUAGGAGCAUGCUCUAUGUUUCGUAUGUUCCAAGGCUGGCUAAGCAUGAGCACAGCAAGCCCUUAUGAGGGCACGCUUUUGGUCCAGCCACUACUAAAGCACACUACUGCUUACACUCUGCUAAGGCCAUUCUUUCGACCGGUGGUUGGGUACGGUGAAAUCCCCACCGAUCAGUACCUAGAUGCUAGCAACUGGCAAUUCACUUCUGGAUCAGAUAUGACGAGUGAGCUUCAUGGAGCUACUCCAGGUCACGGGCAAGAGUUCACAGAAUUUCAACAUCCGCAUUUGGAACUUAAUAGGACUAUGGUGCACGUACCUAAAGUCCGCCCAGGGGAUUACGUGGUCUGGCAUUGCGAUUCGAUUCAUGCGGUAGACAAAACCCACAAGGGCACCUCUGACUCCAGUGUCCUUUACAUCCCCGUCUGCCCAUUAACUGAACGCAACGCCAAAUAUGCAGCUAUCCAACGUCAAGCCUUCCUCGAUGGUACUCCAGGCCCUGAUUUCUCGGGUGGGAUAGGAGAAAGUCAGCACAUACAACGCCCAUCUCUACAGGAUUUACGAGGGGUUGCCGACAUUGACGGCCUCCGUGCUACGGGGUUUGAGAAGCUGGUAGCUGCUAAUAGUGACACUGCAGGGUCGCAGGACGUAACAUCUAUAGCGAAUACCGUGUUAGGGCUGUAAAAUUGCCCAGGAUACUCGUAUGUAUGAUUUUUUAUCAAUGUACAAUUAUCUCCAAGCAACCAGUAUCAUGAGUUGAAAGCUAUUAAGAGGCUCGAACAAUCGAACCCCCGUAAAGACCCCCGUAAAGAGUGAAGUUGUAUUACUAAAACGUCCUGGUUUAGUAUGCCCUGGCAAUCCCAGCCAUCAAACGAAAACGAAAGUAAUCCAUCAUAAGUGUCUAAUCCAAACUCGUCCCAAGCAAAGCAAAACGUCAAGCCAUUCCAUAGGCACCCAGUAAUCUAAAAACUCCCAAAUCCAAAACCCCAUGAU
This is a messenger RNA of Hypoxylon fragiforme, 2081 nucleotides long. RefSeq names its product DUF1479 domain protein. Lineage: Eukaryota; Fungi; Ascomycota; Sordariomycetes; Xylariales; Hypoxylaceae. The transcript has 3 exons. The record is from RefSeq and is a predicted model, not a curated record. The coding region runs from base 303 to 1772 and encodes 489 amino acids.